ACACCGGCGGCUGGCAGCUGACAACAACUGAACUGGGAUUUCGCCUGUAUAGUUUUGUGCUAAAUACUUUGUUACGAGAUCGCUCAAUAAGUAGUAUCAAAUAUUGAGUCGGUUAAAUUGUAUUUUAGCAUAAAGCUAGCCGUUAUUUGGACAUUGAUAGCUAAAAUAGCAGCUGCCAGGACAGAGGAUCGCCUUUAAUGAUGUCGCUGACAGAGGACGAGUGGCCCUGAGAACUUCGUAUCCUGUCAAAUGAGUUGGCGAAAAUGACUUGCAAAUCAACUAAAGUGGCCCCGAGUGUUGAUUUUGACCACAGUUGCUCUGAUAGCGUGGAGUAUUUGACGCUAAAUUUUGGCCCUUUUGAAACUGUUCAUCGCUGGAGAAGACUUCCUCCCUGUGAUGAGUUUGUUGGAGCAAGGCGCAGCAAACACACUGUUGUGGCAUACAGGGAUGCCAUAUACGUCUUUGGAGGAGACAAUGGGAAGAACAUGCUGAAUGAUUUGCUUCGUUUUGAUGUGAAAGACUGCUCCUGGUGUCGAGCUUUCACUACUGGAACCCCACCUGCUCCCAGAUAUCACCACUCAGCUGUGGUCCAUGGCAGCAGCAUGUUUGUCUUUGGGGGCUACACUGGUGAUAUCUAUUCAAAUUCAAACCUGAAAAACAAAAAUGACCUUUUUGAGUACAAGUUUGCGACAGGACAGUGGACUGAAUGGAAAGUGGAAGGGAGUUUGCCAGUAGCCAGGUCUGCACAUGGAGCUACAGUCUACAAUGACAAGCUGUGGAUAUUCGCUGGCUAUGAUGGGAAUGCCAGGCUGAAUGACAUGUGGACCAUCAGUCUGCAGGAUCGAGAACAUGCAUGCUGGGAAGAGAUUGAUCAAAGUGGUGAGAUUCCCCCAUCUUGCUGCAACUUCCCUGUAGCUGUGUGCAGGGAUAAGAUGUUUGUGUUUUCCGGUCAGAGCGGUGCUAAGAUCACUAAUAACCUCUUCCAGUUUGAGUUCAAAGGCCAUAUGUGGACCCGCAUCCCAACAGAACAUUUACUGCGGGGCUCUCCUGCACCUCCCCAGAGACGUUACGGACACACCAUGGUAGCCUUUGACCGCCACCUGUAUGUAUUCGGAGGCGCUGCUGACAACACUCUGCCCAAUGAGCUGCACUGUUAUGAUGUGGACUCUCAGACCUGGGAGGUGAUCCAACCCAGCUUUGAUAGUGAGAUGCCAAGUGGGAGGCUCUUCCAUGCUGCAGCUGUGAUUCAAGAUGCCAUGUACAUCUUUGGGGGGACUGUAGAUAACAAUGUGCGCAGCGGGGAAAUGUACAGAUUCCAGUUCUCAAUCUACCCCAAAUGCACCCUCCAUGAGGAUUAUGGGAAACUGUGGGAAAACCGUCAGUUCUGUGAUGUGGAGUUCAUUCUGGGCGAG
Nematolebias whitei (Rio pearlfish) is the source of this 1412-nucleotide messenger RNA. Its product is annotated as leucine-zipper-like transcriptional regulator 1. NCBI's taxonomy places the organism in Eukaryota, Metazoa, Chordata, Actinopteri, Cyprinodontiformes, Rivulidae. Gene Ontology annotation, cellular component: Golgi apparatus. Gene Ontology annotation, molecular function: protein binding. The record is from RefSeq and is a predicted model, not a curated record.